AUCUGCACCGUCGAUUUCUCCAUACCCACAUCCAGCAGCAUUGAUGCUGUCCCGAACUGAUGACAUUGAAUCAAGUACCCGAUCGCCUGCUUCACCAAAGGUCGCUUUUGCUCGGUUCGCAGAAUCGGCUAACUUGCCAUCCUUUAGCAGCCUGGUUCACUUGGCUAAGCUCCACGAAGAGUCAGGCCAACUACAGGGGCCAUAUGUGUUUGGUUCAGGUGGCCUGGCUUGCCUCUCAACCUCUGGCCUUGGAAAACUCCCUUUUCCCGUAUCUCAGGCUUCCGUGCUUGGUAGUCGGUUUGAUGGCAUUUUGCCCUCAUUCGAAGCUCUAGCUUCGGCCGCCAGCGGAAACUCAAUAGCCAGUAGUCGAUUAGACACAUCACGUGCUGGAACGCCCUGUUCUCUUAUUGGCGUUGCCGAGCCAGUGCCAUCACUUGUUUCUCCUCAACCGGCGCCAUCUAGCUAUUGUUCAUUGGGAGCGUCAGUUUCUCCAGUUUCUCUGUCUAGAUCUCCUUCUAAACUUGCCUCACGAACCAGAUCCAGAUCACGCUCUUUACGUCGCCGCAAUUGCAAAGCACGUCAUGGCUCCUCACAACCGACCCAGCCAGAGUCAUCAGUAGCGCUUUCAGAUGCCCAAGCUUUAUCUUCUUCUUUGCUACCCGGCCCUUUUGACUCUGGCAAUUUUAUGCCGACACAACUGAGCAAUUGCGAUCAGCAAGCAGAUUCAGAUGGAUUGAAUUUAACCAGCAAUGAUCAUAGAAUCGAUGCUGGUUUGAGGCGAGCUACAAGCAGUUUGACGUCUGGGGCCUCAACACCACUUACUCUAGUCGCAUCAUCAGCCGGCCCUGGUGGAAUAACCGAGUCAGGCUUGUCAUCUGAUAUCCUGGGUGUCCAAGUUUUAGCCUCAAUAUCAUCUUCCAGCCCCAUCGUCAGUACUUCCAGUCCACGUCUACUAGUUAAUUGCCCCGUCACAACAGCUCUUAGUUUCUCACCCUCUCUUUUCCAUCCCACUUUCCCCAAGGUUCCA
Protopolystoma xenopodis is the source of this 1027-nucleotide messenger RNA. The record is from the annotation of a GenBank genome assembly. Lineage: Eukaryota; Metazoa; Platyhelminthes; Monogenea; Polystomatidea; Polystomatidae.